GAGACGGUAAUGUUCAGACUCCACCAAUCCAACAGCCAACUUGUUGUAGUCAUGAGUUCAGUAAUACAUUAUCACUACAUCAUGAAUUGCCGUCAUUAUUCUGAAAACUCAGAAAUUAUGUGCCGUACAUGUAUAGAGAAAAGAAGGACUGCUUGACCUCAUGAGUUCUGAAAAGAUUCAUAAACCAAGUACACACCCAUUCCUAAGCUGUAAAUUAGCAUAUUUA
Geodia barretti is the source of this 226-nucleotide messenger RNA. Lineage: Eukaryota; Metazoa; Porifera; Demospongiae; Tetractinellida; Geodiidae. The record is from the annotation of a GenBank genome assembly.